This is a messenger RNA of Oreochromis niloticus (Nile tilapia), 3929 nucleotides long. RefSeq lists its product as uncharacterized. The coding region runs from base 622 to 2838 and encodes 738 amino acids. Lineage: Eukaryota; Metazoa; Chordata; Actinopteri; Cichliformes; Cichlidae. The transcript is spliced from 2 exons. The record is from RefSeq and is a predicted model, not a curated record.
UGUUGCUUUAUUGGGUUUCUUUGGCUGGGGCAUUUCUCAUUUUCCCACCAGUGGGCAGUAUUACCCCUUGAGUUUUGUGGCUUCUUCUUUGGUUGGUUAGUGUGCGCUACACUGCCCCCUUUGGUGAUGUGUUGUAAGCAGCAGAAAAAGUUCGCACAGGCAGUGGGAGAAAACGCAUGGAGCAGAAAACAAGCGGCACAACUUUAAGCCCAGUUUACAUCGUUGGGGAGUUUGUUGAACCAUAAUCUGUAAGUAAGCACUGUCUAGCUUUAUUUUCUGUAAGAUUUGUUACUUUCAUGUUACUUAAAAGGGUAUUUGAACGUGUAAAGUAAGAUGUAUAUGGUGAAUGCAAAGCAUAAGAAAAGCUAUGUUGCUAACUUCUGUUUUUGGUUGCUAAUAUGUCGAUACUGAUGCUUACAUAUUAUUUUACUGUAUGUUCACAGUCUUACAAAUUAAAAGAGGAAAAAACGGUCUUCAGUGAAAGACAAAAGGCAAAGCGAUGUGUCCUGUCGUUCCUGGGACCAUCUCCUCUUAUGUUAAGCUCGCUGCAUAGGGUGAAUAGCCAUACAUUCACCUGAGGGCAGCAGAGUAAGAAGAUUAUCUACCUAUCAAGCACCCAAGAUGUCUCAGCCUGAAGCUUCACCGCCUCUCUCCCAGAUGGUGGUCCGGUCAGAGUGCCACUCACGCUCUUCACGCUCUUCACGUCGUUCAUCCACCAGUCAAGCUGCAGCCCGAGCCAGAGCAGAAGCAGAAGCCGCCCGCACCAGAGCACAGUACGCCAAACGCCAGAUCGACAUGGAGGUUGAGAAGGCACGCAUCGAGGCAACACUAAACGCUCUGAAGAAGGAGGGUGAGGCUGAAGCAGCGCUCGCCGCAGCUCAUGUCCUGGAAGCGGCAGCCGAUGAGGAGCAUGAUGCCGUUGACCUCACAGAACAAGGAGUCUCCUCUAAGACACCUCCUUCCAUCAGACGCGCUCAAGAUUAUGUGAACGCUCAUUUCGCUGACUGCAGCUUGGUAGUUAAUGAAGACAGAAAGCCUGAUACAGGACAACCGGUCGGUAAUAACGACGCUCAGCAUCUACGACAGAGUCAACCACCAGUUGCCUCCUCUCCAGGUGGACAUCUCGCUGGUUUUGUAGAUCAGGAGCAACCAAAGUCCCCUCCUAUACACAGAAAAACUGACAUUUCAACCCUGCCUCAACCUUCAUUGCCUCCAAAGACUGAACUCUCAGAUUUCACAGCCUAUCUAGCACGCCGUGAUCUGCUGACAGCAGGAUUCAAGGUUUUCGACAACCGUCCUGAGUCCUACUUGUCCUGGAAGUCCAUCUUCCACAACGCCAUAGAGGGCCUCAACCUCAAGUCCAGCGAAGAGCUUGACCUCCUCACCAAGUGGCUCAGCGGGGAGUCGCUACAACAUGCUCUGAGGAUCAGGGCGGUCCAUGUGAACAACCCACACGCAGGUCUUCAACGUUUGUGGCAACGUCUAGACAAAAGUUUUGGUUCUCCAGAGGUAGUCGAAGCGUCACUUUUCCAACGCUUACACUCUUUUCCAAAAAUAUCUAAUAAGGACACUCACUUAUUGCAGGAGCUUGCAGAUCUCCUGUUGGAGUUAGAGUAUGCACAAAGUGAAAAUUAUCUACCCAGCCUUAGCUUUCUGGACACCCCAAGGGGGAUAAACCCGAUAGUGGAAAAGCUCCCCUACGGACUCCAGGAGUCCUGGGUGAAACAGGGGACAAAAUACAAAAAGGACAAUGGUGCAGUUUACCCACCUUUCUCAUAUUUUGUUCAGUUCAUAAAUGACUAUGCAGAAAUGAAAACAGAUCCUAGCUUUAUGUUACAAAGUUCAAACAUAGUGGCUCCAAAACCUGAUAAGCCAUUGUUGAAAUCAACUAAAUACAGAGGUCCAGUUGCAGUGAACAGAACAGAUAUUAGUCAAACAAAUGUCACGGCUCAAACAUCAGUUCUCAACCCAGACAGACAAUGUCCUAUUCACCACAAGCCCCAUUCACUUGCCAAAUGCAGGGGUUUUAGGUCAAAAACACUAGAUGAAAGGAAAAUCAUCCUCAAAGAACAUGCUAUUUGUUAUAAGUGUUGUUCUUCCACAGGUCACCGAGCUAAAGAUUGCAAAGCCAUUAUCCAAUGCUCGGAAUGUAAUAGUGAUGCUCACGUGUCUGCCAUGCAUGCUGGUCCGCCUCCGUGGGCAACCAAGGACUCUAACCUCCUGCCUCAAAGCCACGGCGGGGAGUCUGAUCCUUCAAGCCCUGUAACCACAACUGCUUGCACAGAGGUGUGUGGCCCAGGUCUAAAUGGCAAAUCCUGCUCUAAGAUUUGUUUAGUCGACGUGUAUCCCCGCACAAACCCUGAAGAGAAAAGGAGGAUGUACGCCAUGUUGGAUGAUCAAAGCAACUCAUCCUUAGCCAGGUCUGCUUUCUUCGACAUGUUUAAUGUGAAAGGCACUAUGCUCCCAUACACCAUGAAAACAUGUGCAGGUUUGUCAGAGGCUGGAGGACGCAGAGCAACUAAUUUCGUUAUUCAGGAUGUAAAUGGAGAAGUGUCCAUGUUGCUGCCCACACUGACAGAAUGUGAUCACAUUCCAGACAAUAGAGAUGAGAUACCCACCAAGGAGGCUGUGUCGGCUCACCCGCAUCUACACGCACUCGCUUCACAGAUCCCUCCUCUGGACCCAGCCGCGGACAUUCUCCUCCUCUUGGGCCGGGACAUCAUCCAAGCUCACAAGGUUCGCAGUCAGGCCUCCUCCUGCUUCACUGGCAUAUAUCCAUCACCAGAGGGCUCCACUGACCUGCCUGCUGACAUCAGAGCAAACCCCUGUGUCAUGUGACCUGGCUGGAGUUGCAAAGCUGGACUCAGACCUAGCCCAGGCAAGUUCAAAGCCAGCUGUGGUAGAGAGAGCAAUGAGUAUAGUAAAGCACCGGAAGGAUGAGGUGGAAACAGGAAGCGUGUAGAUUCAGUGGACUUGGCAUCCUUCAUGACCUCAUCCUGACUUAGCUGCUCCUCUUCCCCACUUCUGAAUCCAAGCUGGGAGGCUCCAGGCUGUUAGCCUGCUGCUUCAUAAUCAGAACAAAUCUGAAUAAACUUUCCAAACACACCUCUGCUGCUUCCAAACAGCCUUUGAACAUUUGCCUUUUGUUUAUUCCCUCCCUCAUUCUCGUCCUUGCCGUCAGGCUUCUCAGUCAUAUUGAUGGUAUCGGUCUCCAUGCUCUCUUUACUCGCCUCUUUACAACUGCACAUCCCUGAAUCUAGAUUCUGGAGCCUAACUUGAUCAGUGUUGAGUCUCUCAGAUUUCUCAUAGUCUCAAAUCACCUGCACUGGCUCACUGUAGCUGCUGCCUUUGAGAACAAACUUUAACAUCACUUUGUCUUUCUCCCUCGCUUCAGUGCUGUCUUUACUUAUGACUUACUUUACUAAUUUACCCUUCAUUUAUUAACAUCUGAACUUCUAAAAACUUCUCCUGUAGCUGUGAUUUUGUUUAAAUAUUUAGGAUAGAAUUUAGGAUUCAACUUACUUCGUUACACAUGUAUGAAUACAGGGUAAUGAAAUACAGUUUGCAUCUAAUCAGAAGUGCAAGAGCAGUAAGUGCAAUAAGAGCAGAUUAUAUACAAGUAAGUUGAGAGCAGAAAUACAGAUGUAAUACAGACAAAUGUACAGAUGUUCUGUUGUGUACAUAUGUACAGAUAUACAAAUGAUCUGUAUAGCAUACAGAUGUUCUAUAUUGCUGUACAGAUGGGCAGAUAUACACAGUGCUAUGAAUAUAUCUACCGUAGUGGAAGUGUAGCUCUCUGAAUAGACUAUAAUGGUGAACAGUGUACCACUAUAACAAAGACUAUACUAUGUCAGUGUCCUAAAACUAUAGCAGUAACCAAUGUGAGCAUAUGGUGAAUGUUGAGAAUGACAUGAUCAUGGUUAUUGGAA